AUGCUCGAUGUUUGGGGUGCACAAGGCUGUAAUGUGACAAAUGGAGUACGAGGCCCUUUGAUACCAGGGGGAACGGGCGGCCAUUCUGCCGGUGUUUUUGUUGCUGUAGCUGAAACAAUGCUUUACCUCCACCUCGGAGGAACCUCAAACACAACUCAAAGUUUCUUAGCAACGUAUAAUGGCGGCGCUACAGGUGUUAAUGAUGCAGAUGGUUGUGGUGGUGGCGCUUCUGAUUUCCGUACUAAAAAAAGCGCCUGGAAUGAAAACUUAAACUCCCGCAUCAUAAUUUCAGGGGGUGGCGGGGGCGCUUAUGGAAGAUAUGGCCUAUAUUAUGGAGGAAAAGGCGGUGGCCAAAAAGGUGAGACAGAUUCCAGUGGUAUGGCUGCAGUAGGAACUCAAUAUGGUUGCGAAGGCCCCGAAUACUCGCAAUGUGGUACUCUCGGCGCCGGCAAAGGUGACUGGUUCGCCAAAUCUGACAUUUGUAAAGUUUCGAAUCUGACACUUUGUAAAGGGUCCAAGUUGUCAGAUUCGGCCUCGGCGCCAAAAUAA
This is a messenger RNA of Trichomonas vaginalis G3, 549 nucleotides long. RefSeq names its product glycine-rich protein family. The record is from RefSeq and is a predicted model, not a curated record. The coding region runs from base 1 to 549 and encodes 182 amino acids. The transcript has a single exon. NCBI's taxonomy places the organism in Eukaryota, Parabasalia, Trichomonadida, Trichomonadidae.